Molecule: messenger RNA, 4083 nt
Organism: Oncorhynchus keta (chum salmon)
Lineage: Eukaryota; Metazoa; Chordata; Actinopteri; Salmoniformes; Salmonidae
Gene: phf19
Product: PHD finger protein 19
Exons: 15
Coding region: 202-1905 (567 amino acids)
Biological process (GO): regulation of DNA-templated transcription; chromatin organization
Cellular component (GO): nucleus
Molecular function (GO): chromatin binding; DNA binding
Source: RefSeq, a predicted model, not a curated record
ACGUAAAUUGAUUCGCGGGAAAAAAUGAAAAAUGGCGACUUGCAUAGUUUGAACUUUAGCGCCUGUACACAUAUUGCAAGAAUCGACAACUCCUAGCGAAUGGAACGUUACUCAACAGCAGCGACAUUAUUUCGAGCAUUGACCCUGGAUUGGAAGUUAACCAAGGCGGAAUAGUAGUAGUGUGGACAGCCCAGCUGCAGCAUGUUGCAGUCAGCCUACAGAGAUAACUUCUGCAGUGUGGAGCCAGAUGAGGUGCUGGAGGCCAAGCAUUUACCCCAGAAGAGGGAGAGAGGGCGGAGCUUCACAGACAUGGAAAGCAGCGUGACCGUGGGCCAGUAUGUACUGUGCCGCUGGUCUGAUGGCCUAUACUACCUGGGGAAGAUUCAGAGAGUGAGUACCUCCAAGCAGAGCUGCUUUGUCACUUUUGAAGAUAACUCAAAAUUCUGGGUUCUCUGGAAAGACAUCCAACAUGCUGGAGUUCCGGGGGAGGAGCCCAAAUGCUCAGUCUGUUCCGAAAUGGUGCUGGUAUCCGACAAUGAGAUCCUGCUAUGUGGAAAAUGUGGAAUAGGUUACCACCAGCAGUGCCACAUGCCACAGGUGGAGAGCUCAAUGGUUUUGUCACCAUGGUUUUGCAGGAGGUGCAUCUUUGUUUUAGCUGUGCGGAAAGGGGGAGCUCUCAAAAAGGGGCCCAUAGCAAAAGCACUGCAGGCCAUGAAGCAGGUGCUUACCUACAGCCCAGAAGAGCUGGAAUGGGAUUCCCAGCACCACACAAAUCACCAACAGUGUUAUUGCUACUGUGGAGGACCUGGAGAGUGGUACUUGAAGAUGCUGCAGUGUUUUCGGUGUGAACAGUGGUUCCAUGAGGCCUGCAUCCAGUGCCUACAGGAGUCCAUGAUGUUUGGAGAUAGGUUUUACUUGUUCAUCUGCUCCAUGUGUAAUAAAGGAGUAGAGUACAUCAAGAGACUGGCCCUCCGAUGGGUGGACGUGGUGCACUUGGCACUUUACAACCUGGGAGUCCAGAGUAAGAAGAAGUACUUUGAGCUGGAGGAGAUCCUCAACUUUGUCAGCAACAACUGGGACCAUUUCCAGUUGGGCAAGCUCUCCAAUACUCCUCCAACAGAAAGAGGCCAAUAUCUCCUUGAUGCUCUGAACAACUACAAGAGCAAGUUUCUCUGUGGGAAGGAGAUCAAGAAGAGGAAAUGCAUCUUCCGCCUGAGGACCCGCGUUCCCCCCAACCCUCCCUCUAAACUCUUUCCUGAGAGGGCUCAGAAUGAGGGAUGGAGAGGACGAAAGAAAGGCACAGGCAGGAACAGCUCUCUCCCUGCAGAGAAGAGGAGGAAGAGAAGAUCAAAAUGGCUGCUGGAGGAUGCCAUCCCCAAUAAUGACCUGACCUCCACCUGGAGCACCAACCAUCACAUGGCCAACAUCUUUGACUUCACCUUGGACGAGUUACAAAGUCUCAAAAGCACCAGCUCAGGACGGACCUUCAGUCUGGACCUGGACUCCACAGACGCGGCUAGUACCACAGGAUCUGCCACCACCAGUGUCUCCUAUGACCUCAGGAAGAAUGUUGGCAGCCGUAAGAGGAAGCUGCCCACCUCAAACUACACGGUGCUGGCCACUAAGAGGGAGGUGGUGGAGAACGAGCUGAGCCCUAUGGAGCAGAGCCUGCCGGGAGAGGAGACGGCCUCCGUGAUGCUGGACAACACCAUCGACAGCCACACCUUCGACAGCAUCAGCGAGGAUGACUCAUCCCUCUCCCACCUCAAGUCCUCCAUCACCAACUACUUUGGGGCGGCGGGGCGGCUCACCUGUGGAGAGAAGUACCAGGUGCUGGCCCGCCGGGUCACUCUGGAGGGGAAGGUGCAGUAUCUUGUGGAGUGGGAGGGCACCACGCCCUACUGACCUGGCCAACCAGACAGGCUGUCUUCAGUUAGGUGUUACAGAGAAGGGGGGAAUAAAUGGCAAGAUCAGCCUAGCAAGGCCUACCUAGUUGUACUCAUUUAAUUGUUUCAUGUUGCUUUCUCUUGCGCUACAGUACUAUUUCAGUAUAUAUGACAAGUAAAAAUGGUUGUUCUCUUCUUCCACCAUAGCUAAGGUUUUUAUUAUUUAAUUUGUAAUUCAACCGGAAUGUAUUGAACAGAAACGUAAAGAUUGAGUACGUUUUUUUUUUAUAGAUACAUUGUCUGUUUGGUAGCGUCCUCAAGAAUUUUCAACAGUAACACAGCCUGAAAAAUAGUCCCAUGGGGCACAGAUGUAAAUUCAGCGGCUAUUCCACGUUAUUUUGUUGAUUCAACCAAUGUGUGCCUGUUGGGGUUUGCCUUGGUCUUAACCGGAUGAUAGUUUGAGUAGAAGAUUUGUGAUGGUACUGUAAAGGGAACGUGUGAGAUGGCCCAGGGGUCCAGUAAAUAACAAUACCACUGAUUCUAAAGGAUGGCAGCAAAACUGUUGAAAGAGCACUGCUAAAUGGGCUGUCAGUGGCCCUAAAUUAAAUUCAGACAACUUCCAAUAAUAUUCUGCUCUACUAAUAGUUUUUCAGUGUUUUACUUUUUUUUUUUUUUUUUUACCUUAUAACAGCAAUAUGCCAUAUCCAAGCAACAUUUAACUUGUAGCAAGUUAUACCUUUAUCAUUGUUGUGCCUCUCCACUGAUCAAUGAAACCGCAGUUUAACAGCUUUAUCUACGCAGUACUGUAAUGCCAAGUCUAAAAGCUGAGUAACAAACACAUGUUUUUAUGAAAUAUCACUUAACAGUCGGUUUAUACUUGGUCCUUUAAUUUUCAAAUGUGUUUAGAGAGAGUUUUCCCGGAUGGUUAGGGGGACAAGAGACCAAAGCAAAUACUACAAGCAUUUCUGAUAGUGUUCCUGGUUUUCCUUUUAUCUCUAGUGGUUUAUGCUGACAUAGGUAGUUUGGCUUACGUAGAUGCAAAACUGUUGUAUUUAAUGGAAAUUCAAGGUAGAGGAUGGAGAACUUAUUUUAACAUAGUACUUUUAGACACUGUAAGAUCUUUUUUGACAUUUGAAAUAUAGAAAGUCAGAAUGAGAAUAUUCCUUUAGUCAUGGACUUUAAGGGGGAGUCUUGGUCUAUGCUCUUACAAUAUCCAAAGAUGACUUUAUAUAUUACUCUCCCACCUAUAGAUAUUUCUGUUUCCUCAAGACAUGUAUUUGUUUUGUUCCAGACUUGGAUAUCUUUUCGCUGACCGUGAAACCUGGGGCUGUGUACAUUGGGGCACUCAGUGGGGGGGGAAUUUAGCGGAAAACAAAAAUGAGCAUUUUAGGCCUAUUUAUUUGACACGCCCAGGUAAUCCCUCUGUUUCGUUUAGAUUUCUUCUGAUUGUGCUUAAUGAACAGGAUACAGAAUCUUUCGACCUUGAUAAAUAUGAUUCGAUACGUCAGUACAUCAUGAAAGAUAAAUGACGCUUUUCCUAUUAACAUUUCUGUUAAUGUACUUCACCCUCUUUACGUCAUUGCACUAUUGACACAUCUUAAACUAUGCAAGUAUGUUUUUAUAAAUUGAUGUUACUAAAUAACCAAAUAUUAUUUACAAUAUAGUUUUAAUUGAUUAUUAUGUAAAUUUGUGAUCAGAAGUCACAUGCUAUAUAUGCGUUAUAUUAUUAAUAAGCAAAGUUUUAAGCUACUUGUAAUAUGUUUCCCCUUUAGCAUUUUGCAACUGUUUAUGCACUUACUUUCCUUCAAAUUACAGUAUGACUGUAUUCACUCAAACAGUUUAUAUUAUGAGUAGAUUCAUAUCUAUCCUAUGGAGUUUCCAUUUUGUGGAUGAUUCUUGAAUAGUGACACAUCAAUGGUAAACUGUGUGCAGCAUAAAAGUUUGACUUUAGUUGUAUUUUAAAUCAAAUAAAAUGCAUCUUUAAACAUGAAUGACUGUAUAAUAGUUGUUUUGCCAUGUUACAUACCCAGAGCUGUGUAUAUAGAGAACUUCCUGUGUACUGUACAUUUACCCCUAUUUCCUAUGCUUGUUAGAAAUGUUAACUGUUACAUCUCUCAGCGGGCAUUACGCAUCCUUUUGUCAUUCAUUAAACUUUUAUUUGGUCUUUUGAAUUGUAAUAAAAAUCAUUUGAGAUGCC